Molecule: messenger RNA, 2751 nt
Organism: Camelus dromedarius (Arabian camel)
Lineage: Eukaryota; Metazoa; Chordata; Mammalia; Artiodactyla; Camelidae
Gene: ADRA1D
Product: adrenoceptor alpha 1D
Exons: 2
Coding region: 204-1922 (572 amino acids)
Biological process (GO): adenylate cyclase-activating adrenergic receptor signaling pathway; positive regulation of cytosolic calcium ion concentration; phospholipase C-activating G protein-coupled receptor signaling pathway
Cellular component (GO): plasma membrane
Molecular function (GO): alpha1-adrenergic receptor activity
Source: RefSeq, a predicted model, not a curated record
UCGGGGAGCCCCAGUCGCCGGCCCCGUCGGCCCCGUUGUGCUCGAGGGCAGCUGCGCUCCACGUCACAGAAACUGGGGCAGGAUCCUGACGGGACCGGCGCGCCAAACUAGAGCCAGAGCCCCGCGACUAUGCCCAGUGACCCCCCGCCCUAACAGUCGCUCGUCCUGCGCCCGGGCCCAGCCCCCGACGGCCACGCGUUGAGAUGACUUUCCGCGACCUCCUGAGCGUCAGUUUCGAGGGAUCCCGCUCGGACAGCAGCGCCAGGAGCUCCAGCGCGGGCGGCGGCGGGGGUGGCGCGGGCGGGUCAGCCGUCUCAGAGGGCCCCGCAGUGGACGGCGUGCGGGGGACCGCGGGCGGCGGCGGCGGCGGCGUGGUGGGCGCGGACAGCGGCGAGGACAACAGGAGCUCCGCGGGGGAGCCGGGGGGCGCCGGCGCUGGCGGCGAGGUGAACGGCACGGCGGCCGUCGGGGGGCUGGUGGUGAGUGCGCAGGGCGUGGGCGUGGGAGUCUUCCUGGCCGCCUUCAUCCUCACGGCGGUGGCAGGCAACCUGCUGGUCAUCCUCUCCGUGGCCUGCAACCGCCAUUUACAGACGGUCACCAACUAUUUCAUUGUGAAUCUGGCCGUGGCCGACCUGCUGCUGAGCACCACGGUGCUCCCCUUCUCAGCCACCAUGGAGGUCCUGGGCUUCUGGGCCUUCGGCCGGGCUUUCUGCGACGUGUGGGCCGCCGUGGACGUGCUCUGCUGCACAGCCUCCAUCCUCAGCCUCUGCACCAUCUCGGUGGACCGGUACGUGGGCGUGCGCCACUCGCUCAAGUACCCCUCCAUCAUGACCGAGCGGAAGGCGGCCGCCAUCCUGGCGCUGCUCUGGGCCAUAGCCCUCGUGGUAUCCGUGGGGCCGCUGCUGGGCUGGAAGGAGCCGGUGCCCCCGGACGAGCGCUUCUGCGGCAUCACGGAGGAGGCGGGCUACGCCGUCUUCUCCUCCCUGUGCUCUUUCUACCUGCCCAUGGCUGUCAUCGUGGUCAUGUACUGCCGCGUGUACGUGGUUGCGCGAAGCACCACGCGCAGCCUGGAGGCUGGUGUCAAGCGCGAGCGGGGCAAGGCCUCGGAGGUGGUGCUGCGCAUCCACUGUCGCAGCGCAAGCACCGGCUCGGACGCGGCCCGUGGCAGGAGGCGCAGCGCCAAGGGCCACACCUUCCGCAGCUCACUGUCCGUGCGCCUGCUCAAGUUCUCCCGCGAGAAGAAGGCGGCCAAGACUCUGGCCAUCGUCGUGGGAGUCUUUGUGCUCUGCUGGUUCCCCUUUUUCUUCGUCCUGCCACUGGGCUCCCUGUUCCCGCAGCUGAAGCCCUCGGAGGGCGUCUUCAAGGUUAUCUUCUGGCUGGGCUACUUCAACAGCUGCGUGAAUCCGCUCAUCUACCCCUGCUCCAGCCGCGAGUUCAAGCGCGCCUUCCUCCGCCUCCUGCGCUGCCAGUGCCGCCCCCGCCGGCGCCGCCGCCCCCUCUGGCGCGACCCCGGCCGCCACUGGCGGGCCUGGAACGGCGGCCCACGCCCCGCCUGCGCCCCUGGCCCGGGCGCCCCGCUGCCCUGCGCCCCGCUGGCCCUCACCGCGCCCUCGGCCCCCAGCUCCCCGGGCACCCCUGAGGUGCAGGCCCCCGUCGUCGGCCGUCGAAAGCCGCCCCGUGCCUUUCGCGAGUGGCGACUGCUCGGGCCAUUCCGGAGACCCACCACCCAGCUGCGCGCCAAGGUCUCCAGCCUGUCGCACAAGAUCCGCGCCGGGAGCGCGCCCCGCGCAGAGGCCACGUGCGCCCUGCCCUCGGAGGUGGAGACUGUGUCCCUAGGCGUCCCCCACGACGUGGCCCAGGGCGCCACCUGCCAGGCCUAUAAAUUGGCCGACUACAGCCAUCUCCAGGAAACUGAUAUUUAAGGACCCUGGGGAGUAUGUCAGCGGUGGGAGGAACGGUAUGGAGAGGGAGGCUGGCUUUGUUCAAGAGGCCGGUGAAAAUCGGGGACCCAGAAACUGAUCAGGAAAUCUGCUCUCCUGCAUCCCUGAGGAACUGAGGUGGGGGUGGGGCCCUUAAAGGGUGAAAAGUGAUGGAACCCCCCACCCCCACCCCGACUGGACACAAAUACCCCCAGUUCCCUUUCCAGGUAGGGGCUGCGGGCUCCUUGGGGCCAUUUGCUUCCAAUCUCUGUUUGAGAAACACUGCCCUGUCCAUGCCCUGAACCCAGGGUAGAUGGCCCCAAGUAUGGUCAGGCAGCCCUGUCCCUCCUCUUGGGGAGGGAAGGACACAGAGGCCCUGCCUGGCUGCCCACAAUGCCUCCCCUAGGGGAAAACUCAGUGGGGCCAGCGCUUCUCAACGGACACAAUUUCUCCUUACUGCCGACUGGAAGAAUCCAGUGGACCUGCCACUGCCACCCAUAAGCUUUGGUGGCAGAUUGGGUUACCGCGCUAGAAGCCUGUUGUAUUAACCAGUGGGCCCACUCCCCUCUGUUGAGGCUCCUCCCUGCAUACCUGGCCCUGCCCCCAUUAUGUCUUCCCAGGGGCCUUACUGUUUACACUCUGUAUAUAGUUCGUUGUGCCUGUGCCCACCAUUUCUCCCUGGGAUCCAGAGCCAUCAAAUGGGGAGAGCUUUGUCAUUUUUAGACAUAUUUAUUGGUCAGAGAACUUCUAUUUUGUCCAAACGGUGCAAACUGUCCCUCUUUAGCAUACAAACCAUAAAGAACUACAUUUUUUCCCUAAAAUCCUUCAAGUA